Messenger RNA from Malaya genurostris, 599 nucleotides. RefSeq lists its product as uncharacterized. The record is from RefSeq and is a predicted model, not a curated record. Bases 47 to 523 code for a protein of 158 amino acids. The transcript is spliced from 2 exons. Lineage: Eukaryota; Metazoa; Arthropoda; Insecta; Diptera; Culicidae.
UUAGCGGUAGUCUUGGUAAUGCCAGGCGCACAAAUAAAUCAGACUAAUGAGGAUGUUCAAGAAUGUCUCUGAAAAUAUCGAGUCGACGUCAAUCUACGCAGUUGAACAUUCCACGAAGAUCCAGUCUCCAGCUUCGAAUAGGACAGCGACUAAAAGAGAGCUGGAUGAAGAGGACAUUUUGCUGUUUCACUUACUGCACGGAAGGACAACGACUGAUCCGACUCUUCCAUUAGUGUUGCGGGCCAAUUCGAAGGACAUCCAAAAACAGCAAACGAUUCAAAGCAACAAUUCAUUCACCCGCAUGCUCACUGCUGGCUGCCUUGGUUUUCGGUCCGCCAACCAUUCGAGCCAUCGAAGCACAGACUGUGCGGAUCCGUUCUACUUGUUCAUCACCAGCUCAACCGCGUUCGGAUUCGCCCUGGAUUUCAUGUGUUUUCGUGUUCGUGCACCCCGUAAAUUCGCCCGUCGUGCGAAACGUGCGGGUGACUUUCGACUGCGCUUCGACCGUUUCGAGAAGGUUUGACGUUUGCAUUGUGUCUCGAUAGCAGAGAUGUAAUUUAUACAAAUUUAUCUGUAUUGUACAGAUUUUUACAUACCCA